This is a messenger RNA of Apus apus (common swift), 4134 nucleotides long. RefSeq names its product LEM domain nuclear envelope protein 2 (gene LEMD2). The transcript is spliced from 9 exons. Gene Ontology annotation, cellular component: nuclear inner membrane. Bases 34 to 2388 code for a protein of 784 amino acids. Gene Ontology annotation, molecular function: chromatin DNA binding. The record is from RefSeq and is a predicted model, not a curated record. Gene Ontology annotation, biological process: nuclear envelope organization; negative regulation of BMP signaling pathway. NCBI's taxonomy places the organism in Eukaryota, Metazoa, Chordata, Aves, Apodiformes, Apodidae.
CUUCCGGCGGGGCCUGGUGUCCGCGGCGCGGCCAUGGCGGAGCUGACGGACACGGAGCUCCGGAAGGAGCUGGUGGCGCUCGGUUACCGGCCGGGCCCCAUCACCGCCACCACCCGCAAGGUCUACAUCAAGAAGCUGGGCUGCCUGCGGGCCGAGGUGGCGGCGGCCAAGCGCACGGGGCGCGGCGCCCCAGCGAGCCCGGGCCGCGCCGCCGCCAGGCCGCAGCAGGCCUCGCCCUCCCGCCAGCGCUCCGGCUUCAACCCCCCCCUCGGGGCCGCCCGAGACAGUGAGGAGGAGGAGGAGGAGGAUGAGGAUGAGGAAGGGGGGAAUCCGCCCGCGUCCCGCUGGGGGACGUCUGGGGAGGGAGACGGGCUGUCCUGGGGGGAGUCCCGGGGGUCCCCAGCGGGCCGGGGCGGGGGGUUGAGCGGCAGGGCUGAGGGAGGCCUGUCCCGGGACAGCGCCGGGGGGCUGAGCCCCUCGCUGCAGUGGGACACUUCCGUACAGAGAAGCGGGGGGUUCGGGGCUGGGCUGGGGUCGGCUCUGGAUGGGCUGAAGGGGUUGAGCUCCCCCGCCCCGUGGGGCGCGUCCUCGGAGAGAAGCGGGGGGCUGGGAGGCGGGACGAAGCCGUCCCUGGAGCGGGGCGGGGGGCUGAGCCCCACGUCCGCGGAGAGGAGCAGGGGGCUCAGCGCCGGGCUGGGGUCCUCUCUGGAUGGGUUUCGGGGGCCGGGCUCCUUGUCCCAGUGGUACUCGUCAGAGAGGAGUGAGGAGCUGGGCGCUGGGUCUGAGCCACCCCUGGAUGGGUUUCGGGGCUCGGGCUCCUCGGUGCAGUGGGGGAUGUCAACGGAGAGAAGCGGGGGGCUCAGCAGUGGGUUAAGGCCGUCCCUGGACAGGUUUCGGGGGUCGAACUCCACGUCCCAGUGGAGCACGUCUGUGGAGAGAGGUGGGGGGCUUGGCAUCAGGGCAGGGACAUCCCUGGAUGGGGUUGGGAGGGCGAGCUCCACCUCCUCCUGGGGUAUCUCCUCAGGCAGGAGCGGGGGGCUCAGCUCCAAACCCCUUUCCAGCGAUGAGAGUGGGGGUCUGAAGUCCAGGAGCCAUUGGGGUAUAUCAGGAGGAGGAAUUGGGGGCCAGAGCUCCCAAGCUGAGUGGGAAACAGGAGGGGAAAGGAAGGGGCUCUCCUCUAACAGCUCCUGGAGGCAGGAAAGUGAGGUGACCCACUGGGGCACCUCGGCAGGCUCCGGGGGGUUGAGCUACCAGUUUGGGAGAGGGAAGGAGGACUCGGCUUCCAGCGUUCGGAAGGAGGCAGAGAGGGAGCUGAACCCCAGCAGCCGGGGAGGGGGGUUGAUCCGGAGGUUCCCGUGGAGGGCGACGAGCGACGCAGGGCUGGCCGCGGGGAGCCGGUGGGAAGUGUCGGGAAUGGGGCAGGGAAUAACCUCCCGCACUCCCUUGUUGCGGUCAGCCCCCAAGCAGCAGACGGAUGGAAAGGGCAAAGGCCUGGAGUACUACCUGUCCCAGUUCCUUUGCCUUGCCAGCUUCCUGCUGCUGCUGAUUUUUCUGGGCAUCCUGGUGGUGAAGAUGAUCGGGUCAGGCUGGCUUGACAGAAGAGAGGAGAACUUUAAUCUCUUGCCAGUGGAUUGUGACAAAAGGAAGGAUGAUUUCUGUCAAGCUAAAGAGAAGGAUGUAGUGAUAAACGUGCUGCACGAGUUGUAUAACUACCUGUCUGUACAAGCUGGUAAUUUUGAAUGUGGAAACCCUGAGAAUCUAAAAAGCAAAUGCAUUUGGGUUAAUGAAGCAAAGGAUCACGUGGUGAAUAUAACUGGUGGUUCCCCUCAGAAGUUUGAAGCUGCCCUGCACUGGGUACUGAACAGUAACAAGGAUUUAGGAAUAUGGUUGAAAGGCAGAGACCUUUCAGAACCAGUUACCAAGGUGGAGGAAGUGUUCUGCCUGGAAUCAGCCCAUCCUCAGAUGGGGCUCGGCUGCCGUUUCCGUCGGGCAGUGGUCACUGCCAUUAUGAACCUUUUCCUGUUUUUCUGGUGUCUGCUGACUCUCUGGGGGAUCCUGCUCUUCCUUAGGUAUCGCUGGCGGAAGAUGGAGGAAGAGGAACAAGCCAUGUAUGACAUGGUGAAGAAGAUCAUAGCUGUUGUCCAGGACCACUACAAGGAAUGGGAACGGAAUUUGGAGCGUUAUCCCUACGUUGGCAUUUUCCACGUUCGGGACAGUCUCAUCCCUCCCCAGAGCAGGAAAAAAAUGAAGAGGGUCUGGGAGAGAGCUGUGGACUUCCUGGCUUCAAAUGAGUCACGGAUUCAGACAGAGUCCCACAGGGUGGCAGGAGAGGACAUGCUGGUGUGGAGAUGGACUCAGCCUUCUUACGUCUCGGAUUCGGAGCACUGAAGAGGAGCAGAAGCUGAGCAGCUGUUGCUGUGGACCUCUGCGAGGGGACAGUCCCUUCUCUGGUGGUGGGAAAGAGCAGGUCAUGGUCCUGAUCUUGUAGAGCUGGGGUUUGCACUUAUCUGUUUGCUCUUCUUUCUGAAAAUCUUCACGGACAAAAAUUCAGGGCAAUAACGUUGGCUUGGAAAGAAGAUGGGCUUGAGCUGGUGGGAAGCUAGAAUUGCACCAAAGUUAGUCUUCCAGCAGAUAUCUGGCUUCCAUUGGAGAGCAAACCUGGAACAACUUUUUAAAAACAAACAAACAAAAGAAAACAACAUACCUGAUACUGAGGGAUUUGGGAUCUCUCUGGCAAAGGUGUUUUAAAUUUGACCUCAAUUCUGCAAAAGCCAACUGGUGGCAAGGUCCAUCAGGGAAUGUGUUUAAAGAAGAUUUAACAUUUCCCAUGGAAACGUUAGGGUGGCAGUUAAGAUGCAUUUUGUUAGGAUUUGUUUUUAUUGGUACAGAUGAAAGCACUUGCUGCUUCCUACUGAGGAAAAUGUUGGUGUCAGCUUCACCCUUUCAAAAUGGAGUGUGGGGGGGGAAAUCAGGUGAGGGUAUUCCUUGAGGGAGGGCAGUCUGAGGUGCCUUGGUGGUUUGGGUUGGGUUGGGUGGGAUGGAGGAGUGGUUGUCACCCUGUUACAUUCUUUUAAGUCUGCAGUCUGUGUGCUUUACCAUUUAUUUUUUUUUUUUGGGGGGGGGGGGUGGGGAAUUUUGGGUGGAAAAUAAAGGCUAUAGGAAGCUUCCCAAAGUGCUUUCUGGUGGCUCCAGCCAAAGGGACUGCUUCGUGGGCUCCCACAGAGCAGCUUUGGGAAGGCUUUUGGAGCUGAAUGUACAUGUUUCUCCUGGGCAGCUGCAAUGUGUGUGCUGUGUGUCAGAGCAGAGAUGUGCCACGUGUGGGGUGGCAGCACAGGGAUUGGUUGCCAAGGCCAUGUUCCUGCAGCCUCACCACAGGUCCAAAGAGCCGUGAUCAAUUCUCUGCUGGCCCUACAGGCUUUGUAUUUUGUAUCUAUAAUCAUUUGCUUACUUCAGUUCCUUUUUAUGUCCAGCAAAUGAAUGUUUGUUCUAAAGAAAAUAGCACCAGUGUGUGGCAGUUUAGGCUUAGGCAGAGAUACUGCUGAUCUGCUCUUCCCAGUGUUGGAAAGCAGAUGUCCAGCUCUCCACUAAGGACUGCAGAGGCCCCUUCCCUACCUCCUGCUGUGCUCCUCAGCCAAAAGGAGUGGAGAGAGGAGGUGGCUUCAGGAACAAAACACAGGGAGGCCUUUCCCAUUAAGUAGGAAAUAUCCUGCCUGGAGUUGACUCUUACCCCAUAGUUUCUUUUUGGUUGCAAAGGUUGAGUGUUUGAACAGAAGAGGAGACUCAGCAGCUGUCUUAAGACAGUGGCCAGCUUCUUCCACUGGUAAUAAAACAGAGGAUAAGGUGAAGGCAGCCUUGAUCCUUCCAAAAGGUUGUAACAAGAUCUUCAACUGCUGCCAUAGGAAUUUUUGCAAACACCAGUGCCUACGUUCUUAAGCCUUUUUAAAGUAUUUGUGGGGUUUGGGUUAGCUUUUUUUUUUUUUUAACAGUCCAAAUCCAGAAGUGCAGAGUCAGUCAUUGCAGUCAUCUUUUUGUAUUAAACUCGUUUUUGUAGAACAAAUUUCCCUGGCUUGGUGCUGUUUGUAUGUUCAAUUUAGCUCUGUAAAUCCAUAUAUAAAAUAAAUUUAUUACAAACAA